UCCGUUUGUCGUAGAAUAUCUUUCCGAACUGGUCAACCUGCACACGCAACGCGCAAAGACGCGCCAAAAAUAGAGACAGAACGCUGAACUGAAAAAAAAUCAAAAUGCUGUCAAAUCAACACAGCUCAAAGUUUGACAGUUGCAUUCGCGGCGUUUUGUUUUAAAUUUUUUGGCGCGCAUUUUGAGUUGUGUUGAUUUUGAUUUCGAUGGUUCUCCAGUUCGUGAAGAGCAAAUCUCGGAACCGUUGCGGGUUGUGCCGGAACUUGAUCCGAAACAGUUUCAGGAGCUGGAAGAAUCAUGGAGACCGGCAGCAACAUCGAAGAGAGCAUGAUUACGUCCUUGAUGCCGUACAAAUAUGCGUUUACGUGGGUCAUAAACAAUUUCAGCAAUUGGCGUGUAAAUGUGGAAGGAAAGAUUCAACGUUCCAAGCAAUUUCCUUCCGGAACUGAUGAUAAAUUUAAAUGGGUUUUGAAGUUUAAUCCUCAAUCGCAGAAGGAUAAAAACUUCUGUUCAUUAUUUUUAUUUCUAAUUUCGAAGAAAGGAUCACAAGACAAGGUGUUUCCCCAGGUUGAGCUAAAAAUGGAGAAUUCGAAUGGUGAAACUAUUAGGCAGAAAUCCUUAAAACAUGGUUUUUUUGUUCAACACGGUCGGGGGUUUAAUAAAUGGAUCCGCACGGACAAAUUGCUGGAAGCUAUUAAAGACGAUGACCAACUUGUCAUAAAAUGCAAGAUUCUGGUCGAAGAAGUAAUUAACAGCGAGGUGAUCAGGAAGCAUUUGCCAAAACCGUUGGUAAGCUCCUUGUCGAAGGACUACAACACCCUCGUCGACGGACAGAAGUUCGGCGACGUGACCAUCCUGAUCGACGGCCACCGGUUCUUGGCUUACAAAGGAAUCCUCGCCGCCAGGAGCGCCGUAUUUGCUGCCAUGUUUGACCACCAGAUGCAAGAAACCAUCCAGAAUUGCGUCACGAUCAGCGAUGUCGAGCCGAAUGUCUUCAAAGAGCUACUUCGCUACAUCUACACGGACGAGUUGACCUCUUUGGGCACGAUGGCCCACGCGUUGUACAAGGCGGCCGACAAGUACGCCAUGCCCACGCUGAAGAGCCGCUGUCGGUGCCACAUCCUGGAGAAGCUCAACUGGGAAACGGCAGCGGAAACGUUGGUGCUGGCCGAAUUGCACAGCGACCAGGAGAUGAAGAAGCACGCGCUGCGGUUCCUGAGUGGAAGCGAGGCGGGCAAGGCGACCGAAAGCGGCGGUUGGAAGAACAUGGUUCGAACUCAUCCCUACCUGGUCGAUGAGAUGGUCAAAGCCCUGGCGGCCUGCAGGAUCGCUGAGGCGGAUAAGUGAUUGCGUUCGUAUUCGUACGACUUUUUUUCUUCUAUCUGAUGACUUACAUUGAAACGUGUAACAAGUUAAAAACACAAGUUAAAUAAAAAUCCAAGUUUGUUUCUCCUUCGAAAAUGAUUUUGCUUUAUUUUUGUUGCCUUUUCGUAUAAACUUUCAGUAAUUUGUUCUGUGAGUGUGGCUAUUUUGUAGUGUCUCGUUUGCUCAAUGGUUAUUUACUUGUAACUCUGGGUUGUCUGAUGCUGUUCAGCGUUGAUCUAUUGCAAAUUGUAGUGAUACUUUGUUGAGUGCCUUUCGCCUGUUUUAGAGAGUUUAUGCCUUUUUAAGUUGGCUUGUUUCGGAAAUCUUUGCGAUAGCUGCAAAUAACUUUUUUUUUCUUGAAACAACGUUUGUGCAAGUAUUAUUUCAUUUAUUUGGUUAAAGGUUGUCUUUUAUUCUCUUACUUUCUUGGUGAUUAAAACACUAGCAUCAAAUUCACUUGUUUCGAGUUACACACACGGUUGUCGAACGCAGACGUAAUAAUUGUUAUAAGUUGUUACAACGUGCUCGCUGCAAUUAUCAAGUUAUUUGUUUUUACUUACUCGAACUGCUAAUGAAACUGUUUGCUUUUGUUUGAUGUGUGCUUUUCUUAGUUGUGCAAUGUUUGAUUACAUUCAGUGUGAUUUAAAUGAAUUUCACCUCUCUCGGUUU
Messenger RNA from Culex pipiens pallens (northern house mosquito), 2034 nucleotides. Its product is annotated as speckle-type POZ protein B-like. The record is from RefSeq and is a predicted model, not a curated record. Gene Ontology annotation, cellular component: cytoplasm. Gene Ontology annotation, biological process: proteasome-mediated ubiquitin-dependent protein catabolic process; regulation of proteolysis. NCBI's taxonomy places the organism in Eukaryota, Metazoa, Arthropoda, Insecta, Diptera, Culicidae. The transcript is spliced from 3 exons. Gene Ontology annotation, molecular function: ubiquitin protein ligase binding. Bases 298 to 1347 code for a protein of 349 amino acids.